AUGUCCAUCCACGAAUUUGAUGACCCUAUCGUUCGGUAUGACGCGCUCUUGUAUACUUGGGCCGACGGUGCAGAGAGCGAUGCUAUUACCGCCAACGGCUACUUCCUGAACAUAACAAAUAAUUUGCUAGUGGCUUUGCAACAUCUUAGUCGACAAGACGAGGACAUUUUGCUUCGGGUUGUCAGUAUCUGUCUCAACGAAAAGGACACAGAUGAAAGGAACGCACAAGUUGCUCAAAUGGGCAAAAUACUCAGUCAAGCCGACCGGUCGUUCUUGCUCGAAAAGCAAUUAUUCAUUGCGGCUCGCUUUCAGCAAGAUGGUCAACGUUACGAGCUUUGGGCCAUGCCACUGCUGAUCCCACGUGGUGGCAAUAUCCAGAAUCCCGUGUCAGUGACAUGA
This is a messenger RNA of Colletotrichum navitas, 399 nucleotides long. RefSeq lists its product as uncharacterized. The transcript has 3 exons. The coding region runs from base 1 to 399 and encodes 132 amino acids. NCBI's taxonomy places the organism in Eukaryota, Fungi, Ascomycota, Sordariomycetes, Glomerellales, Glomerellaceae. The record is from RefSeq and is a predicted model, not a curated record.